AUGGCUCCAAGUAAUACAAUGGCUGGCAACAUAAGGGAACUCGAACCAAACCAGCAGGAGAAACGAGAGACUAGGACUGAAGAGCAGACAGCCGCCAAGAAUGAAGACAAAUAUCAUGAUAUCAUGGAGGAUGGAAAGAUGGGUGUCACGAGACAAUCGAGCGAACAAAGAGCCAAUGAAACAAGCGACCAUGACAUAGAGAUCGGAAUGGAGUAUGAUGUUUCAAGGCAAUCAAGUGGAAGACGGCCAUCUAACGAACUGCCUACUAGAAUAUCGCUCGAUGAUGCAAGCAACCCAAAGAGUGAACGACCGGAUUCAGUGGGUGCUACAGUUCGGACAACAGAGUCAGCUGAAGAGAGUGUGAUCAUAGACAUUGACGCCUACGAAGGCUCUACACUCGGAGAGAAAAUUGAAGCUAUUAUCGCGUCACAUUCUGUUGUCAUGUUCAACCGUACAUGGUGCCUCUUCUCAGUUGAUGCUAUUGACUUUAUGGUCAAACAACUCAAUGUUCCAGUCCAUUCAGUUGAAAUCGAUGUUCACCCGCAAGGAAAGGAAAUACUCAAAUAUGUCACUCAAAAGACCAAGCAUGCCACCACACCAUUCAUCUUUAUCCGUGGUGAAUUCCUCGGUGGCUUUUCUGAAGUAAAUGCUCUAUACGCGAAAGGAAACCUUCAGAAGGACUACCUGAAGGGCCUUUCUCAAGCAGAUCAAUGCGAAACUUUCAUCUCCAACUCCCAAUAUAGUAUGUCGACCUACUUUUGGUUCCCCGACAAGGUCGAUGCAACUGUCGUUCGAAUCACAGGCUCUCUGACAUUCUUUGCUAGUGUACUAGCUGCAGUAUUGGUGCACUUUGAGGAGUUCUUUUGGGCACAUUAUGUGGCAUAUGUCGUCGCCAUUGACUUUUUCUUGCGCUUCCUAGGUGGGGCUAGAAUCUCACUAUUUGGACGAAUUGCAAUGAUUCUAGCUUUUCCUUUCGAGCCAAUGCCAAGAAUGGGUAAACCAAAGCAAUUUGCAACCUGCCUUGGGCUGCUUUUCUCUGUACUGGGCAGUUUCGCGUUCCUUGCACCGUUUCCGUACAACGACUAUGUGGGAUCUGCGUUCAUGGCUGGACUUGCGAUUGCUACGGGCCUAGAAGGGUUUUUGGACUUCUGCAUUGGCUGUUUCAUUUUCCGAAUUGGUGUCAAGCUUGGUUUUUUUAAGGGGACUUCAUAA
Molecule: messenger RNA, 1212 nt
Organism: Cylindrotheca closterium
Lineage: Eukaryota; Bacillariophyta; Bacillariophyceae; Bacillariales; Bacillariaceae
Source: the annotation of a GenBank genome assembly